Molecule: messenger RNA, 1947 nt
Organism: Westerdykella ornata
Lineage: Eukaryota; Fungi; Ascomycota; Dothideomycetes; Pleosporales; Sporormiaceae
Product: acetoacetate-CoA ligase
Exons: 3
Coding region: 1-1947 (648 amino acids)
Biological process (GO): lipid metabolic process
Cellular component (GO): cytosol
Molecular function (GO): acetoacetate-CoA ligase activity
Source: RefSeq, a predicted model, not a curated record
AUGUGGCGCCACGCCGGCCUCAUCUACUCGGGCUCUUACACAACCGUGGUCGACACGUCGGCGCCCAUGGAGACGAUUCCCAAGUGGUUCGACGGCACGAGGUUGAAUUUCGCAGAGAACAUUCUAUAUUCCGUGGACCCUGCAGAUCACGAGAAGAGAGCGAUGUACGGCAAGGAAGACGACAAGAUCUGCGUGACGGAAAUCCGCGAAGGAAAUACCGAAGUCGCCCACCUUACCUGGGGCCAGGUACGCCGUCGCGUGGGCCUUCUGGCAAAUGCGAUGCGUGCUCGCGGGGUGAAGAAGGGGGAUCGCGUCGCCAUUGUCGCCAGCACGAGUUUCGAUACCUUCAUCUGCUUCAUGGCGAUUACGUCCCUGGGAGGCCUGUUCUCCAGUAGUUCUACGGACAUGGGGACCAAGGGGAUAUUGGAGAGGUUGCUGCAGAUACGGCCCAAGUGGGUGUUUAUGGAUGACUGGGCAGUGUAUAACGGCAAGACGAUCGACCUGAGACCUAAGAUGAGGGAGAUUGUGGCCGGCAUGAGAGAUGUGGAGGAGUUCCAGGGCAUGGUGUCUCAGCCGAGGUUUCCUGGAAAACCGGCAGGACUUGAGGGGAUUGAGAGGACGGUUACGUUGGAAAGGUUUUUGGAGGGGGCGAGAGGAAAUCAUGAGUUGGUGUUUGAAAGGGUGGAUUUCAGAGAUCCGUUCCUCAUCGUGUACUCUUCGGGAACAACUGGAGUGCCCAAAUGUAUCGUGCACUCUGUAGGCGGCGUGCUCAUCAGUGUCAUGAAGGAGGGGAGGUUGCAUAGGGAAUGGGGCCCUGAGACCGUGGUUCUGCAAUACACCACCACUGGCUGGAUCAUGUACCUCGCCUCCGUCCAAGCGCUUCUCUUCGGCUGCCGCACCAUUCUUUACGACGGCUCCCCGUUCAUCCCCAACCUCACCCGCCUCCUCGAAAUCGUGUCCGAGCAACGCGUCACCGACUUCGGCACCUCCCCCCGCUACCUCCACGAGCUGCAAAAGAACAGCAUCGUCCCCCGCAAGGUCGUCGACCUCUCCGCCCUUAAAGCCGUCGUCACAACAGGCAUGGUGCUCUCCGACUCGCUCUUCGAGUGGUUCUACGACACCGGCUUCCCUCCCACGGUCCACCUGAAAAACAUCUCCGGCGGCACCGACCUAGCGGGCUGCUUCGGCAUCGACAACCCGCUCGACCCCGUCUACGUCGGCGGCUGCCAGGGCCCGUGUCUAGGCACCAAAGUCGAAGUCUAUGACUCCACCAUCGAAUCCGGACCCGGUCGUGCACUUCCCGACGGCGAACCCGGCGAACUCGUCGCCACGGCCAGCUUUCCCAAUCAACCCGUCUUCUUCUGGGGAGACGAGACGGGCGAGAAGUACCAGAACGCGUAUUACACGCGGUACUCGUCGCCGCGCGUCUGGACCCAUGGCGACUUCAUCCAGAUCCACCCCGUCACCCGGCAGAUCCUGUUCUUGGGCCGCGCGGACGGCGUGUUGAAUCCGUCGGGUGUGCGGUUCGGGUCCAGCGAUAUCUACAGCGUCGUGGAGACGCAUUUCCCCGAGGUGCAAGAUUCGUUGUGUGUGGGACAGAGGAGGCCGCAGGAUCAGGAUGAGUCUGUCAUUUUGUUCCUGAAGAUGAAUGACGGGUUUGCGUUUACGGAGGAGUUGGUUCAGAGGAUCAAGGGGAAGAUUGCGGAGGAGAGGAGUAGGAGGCAUGUGCCCAAGUAUGUGUUUCAGACUUGGGAGAUUCCGACGACGGUGAAUCUGAAGAAGGUCGAAUUGCCCGUUAAGCAGAUUGUCUCGGGUCGAACCAUCAAGCCUAGCGGGACGUUGGCGAAUCCCGAGAGCUUGAAGUUUUACUAUCAGUUCGCCAAGGUGGAAGAGGUGCUGGAGAGGUUGGAGAAGGAGAAGAGACAGAGACAGAGCAGCAAGUUGUGA